This is a messenger RNA of Bombyx mandarina (wild silkworm), 4830 nucleotides long. RefSeq names its product hyaluronan synthase-like protein kkv (gene kkv). Lineage: Eukaryota; Metazoa; Arthropoda; Insecta; Lepidoptera; Bombycidae. The record is from RefSeq and is a predicted model, not a curated record. Gene Ontology annotation, biological process: chitin biosynthetic process. Gene Ontology annotation, molecular function: chitin synthase activity. Gene Ontology annotation, cellular component: cell septum; cell periphery.
ACAAAAAAAAAAUCCUCAACUUUCACCAAAUUUCUUUUUAAUUUUUGCGAUGUCAGUGCUGUGAUUGUUUGUAUUAUGAGUGAACAAGAACGUAGGAGUCAAUACGAGAACGAGGAGACGGAGGAAGUCGUUUACAUUCCAAAUAACAAUUACUCGAUAUACAGUAAUGGAACUUUGCAUUACUGUAGCAUAUACAGUCAGCGCACAGUACAAGAAACGAAAGGAUGGGACGUGUUCAGAGAAUUUCCGCCGAAACAGGACAGUGUGUCCAUGGAGACUCAAAAAUGUUUGGAAUUCACAGUGCGAAUGCUAAAAGUGGUCGCAUACCUGGUCACCUUCAUCGUGGUCCUUGGAUCAGGAGUUAUCGCAAAGGGGACAAUUUUGUUCAUGACGUCACAAAUUAGGAAAGACAAGCGAUUAGAAUUCUGCAAUAAAAACUUAGGUCGAGAUAAGCAGUUUGUGGUGAGUUUACCAGACGAGGAGCGUGUUGCCUGGAUGUGGGCUAUCCUAGCUGCCUUUGCUAUUCCGGAAUUAGGAACGAUGAUCAGGUCUAUAAGAAUAUGCUUCUUCAAAACAUCAAAGAAGCCAAGUUUUGUACAAUUUUCUGUGGUCUUUAUCGCUGAGUCUUUACAUACCAUAGGAAUGGGUUUAUUAUUCUUUAAAAUCCUGCCUGAAUUAGAUGUAGUCAAAGGAGCUAUGAUAACGAACUGUCUCUGUAUAAUUCCCGCGGUGCUCGGUCUGCUGUCAAGAAACUCUCGAGACUCGAAACGAUUUGUCAAAGUCAUCGUCGAUAUGGCCGCUAUAGUUGCGCAAGUGACCGGUUUUAUAGUUUGGCCCCUGUUGGAAAACAAAGCUGUUUUGUGGUUGAUCCCGAUCUCUGCUUUAUGUAUUUCGUUAGGUUGGUGGGAAAACUAUGUGACACGACAAAGUCCAAUAGGAAUAAUCAAAAGCCUAGGGAGACUAAAAGAGGAAUUAAAUUUUACUCGCUACUUUACGUAUCGAUUCAUCUCCGUGUGGAAGAUUUUACUGUUUCUUUUCUGCAAUCUAUUCUUCAUGUGGUUGGACGGAGAUGAACCGGCAAUGUUUUUCCAACUUUUCAACCCUGGAUUUGGGCCACAUAGCAUCGUCGUUGAAGAGGUUCAAAUCCAACUCGGGGGAACGGUUAUUCCAGAUUUGGCAAACAUAACCCUUACAGGAGACUCCGUCGAAAUCGCGGCUGUACAUAAGUCCGCCGUCUACGUCAUGAUGAUCCAAAUAUUUGCAGCCUACAUCUGCUACAUCUUUGGGAAAUUUGCUUGCAAAAUUGUUAUUCAAGGGUUCAGUUACGCUUUUCCGAUAAAUUUGGUCAUACCUUUGGUUGUGAACUUUUUGAUUGCUGCUUGUGGUAUCAGAAAUGGCGACACCUGUUUCUUCCAUGGAACGAUACCGGACUACCUAUUCUUCGAAAGCCCUCCAGUGUUUACGUUGAGCGAUUUCAUCUCUCGACAAAUGGCAUGGGUUUGGUUGUUAUGGCUGCUAUCACAAACCUGGAUCACUAUUCAUAUUUGGACCCCCAAAGCAGAACGUUUAGCUUCCACUGAGAAAUUGUUUGUGUUGCCUAUGUACAAUGGUCUACUCAUAGACCAAAGUAUGGCACUGAAUAGGAAGAGAGAUGACCAUAAGGAUGUCAAAACAGAAGAUCUUGCCGAAAUCGAAAAGGAAAAAGGUGAUGAAUACUAUGAAACAAUAUCAGUACAUACAGACAAUACUGGAUCUUCCCCAAAGACUGUGAAAUCAUCAGACCAGAUCACGAGGAUUUAUGCUUGUGCUACUAUGUGGCACGAGACCAAAGAUGAGAUGAUGGAGUUCUUGAAAUCUAUUCUUCGUCUCGAUGAAGAUCAGUGUGCUCGCCGCGUCGCUCAGAAGUAUCUUCGUGUAGUAGAUCCUGACUAUUACGAAUUCGAAACUCACAUUUUCUUGGACGACGCUUUCGAAAUUUCGGAUCAUAGCGACGACGAAUCUCAAGUAAACCGGUUUGUCAAGCUUCUGGUAGACACCAUCGACGAAGCUGCUUCUAAUGUACAUCAAACGAACAUUCGUAUACGUCCACCGAAGAGAUAUCCUGCGCCGUACGGAGGUCGACUAACAUGGGUGUUACCAGGAAAGACUAAAAUGAUCUGUCACUUGAAGGAUAAGGCAAAGAUUCGACACAGGAAACGUUGGUCUCAGGUGAUGUACAUGUACUACCUUCUCGGUCAUCGUCUGAUGGAAUUGCCUAUUUCGGUUGAUCGUAAAGAAGUUAUGGCUGAGAAUACUUACCUGCUUACACUCGAUGGAGAUAUCGAUUUCCAACCUCACGCUGUACGAUUACUCAUUGAUUUAAUGAAGAAAAACAAGAACCUCGGAGCUGCCUGCGGGCGUAUUCACCCCGUUGGAUCUGGACCUAUGGUGUGGUAUCAAUUAUUCGAAUAUGCUAUCGGACAUUGGCUGCAAAAAGCCACCGAACACAUGAUCGGCUGCGUGCUCUGUAGUCCCGGAUGCUUCUCGCUGUUCAGAGGAAAGGCUCUGAUGGACGACAACGUUAUGAAGAAAUAUACUUUGAAAUCUGACGAAGCCCGUCACUACGUACAAUACGAUCAGGGAGAAGAUCGAUGGCUAUGCACUCUGCUACUUCAACGUGGCUAUCGUGUAGAAUAUUCAGCUGCAUCGGACGCCUACACCCAUUGCCCUGAAGGUUUUAGCGAGUUCUACAAUCAACGACGUAGAUGGGUGCCUUCGACCAUUGCUAACAUUAUGGACUUGCUUGUGGAUUAUAAACAUACCAUUAAAAUCAAUGACAAUAUUUCCUCACCGUACAUCGCAUACCAAAUGAUGUUGAUGGGCGGUACGAUUCUGGGACCUGGAACUAUAUUUCUUAUGUUGGUGGGUGCUUUUGUGGCCGCUUUUAGAAUUGACAAUUGGACAUCCUUCGAAUACAAUCUAUAUCCUAUAAUGUUGUUUAUGUUUGUUUGUUUCACAAUGAAGUCAGAAUAUCAAUUAUUGGUCGCGCAAAUAUUAUCAACGGCCUAUGCUAUGAUAAUGAUGGCUGUAAUUGUGGGUACAGCACUGCAAUUAGGCGAGGACGGUAUCGGAUCCCCAUCCGCUAUAUUCUUGAUUUCACUGUCAAGUUCUUUCUUUAUAGCGGCCUGUUUACAUCCCCAGGAGUUCUGGUGUAUCGUUCCCGGUAUCAUUUAUCUAUUAUCUAUACCCUCUAUGUACUUGCUUUUGAUUUUGUAUUCUAUUAUAAAUCUGAAUGUAGUAUCGUGGGGUACGCGAGAAGUGCAAACCAAGAAAACAAAGAAGGAAAUCGAGCAAGAAAAGAAAGAUGCCGAAGAGGCGAAAAAGAAGGCGAAACAAAAAUCCCUUCUUGGUUUCCUGCAGGGUGUCAAUUCUAACGAAGAGGAAGGCUCCAUAGAACUAUCGUUUGCUGGUCUUUUUAAAUGUUUACUGUGUACUCAUCCUAAAGGAAACGAAGAAAAAGUACAGCUCAUGCAUAUCGCUUCAACACUUGAGAAAUUGGAAAAGAAAAUUGAAAACGUCGAGAAGGCCGUGGAUCCGCACGGUCUAUCCAGAAGUCGCAAGCUAUCGCUAGGCCCUCGUGGUAGCACUAACGGAGACCACCAGUUGGACGCUCUUAAUGAGGACCCCGAAGAAGAAAACGAUUCCGAUUCCGACACCGGCACUCUAUCCACUGAACCAAGGGAACGACGAGAUGAUCUUAUAAAUCCAUAUUGGAUUGAGGAUCCCGGCUUGAAAAAAGGCGAAGUAGAUUUCUUGAGCCCGCCCGAGGUACAAUUCUGGAAAGACCUUAUUGACAAGUAUUUAUAUCCUAUUGACGAAGACAAGGACGAGAAGGCACGUAUUUCGAGAGACUUAAAAGAACUGAGAGAUUCUUCUGUAUUUUCAUUCUUUAUGAUCAAUGCUCUUUUUGUGCUCAUUGUAUUUUUGCUACAAUUGAACAAGGACAACCUUCACAUUAAAUGGCCCUUCGGAGUUAAGACUAACAUUACCUAUGAUGAGGUCUCACAAGAGCUUCUCAUCUCGAAGGAAUACUUGCAAUUAGAGCCUAUCGGUCUGGUAUUUGUGUUCUUCUUUGCCUUGAUUUUGGUCAUACAAUUUUCGGCCAUGUUGUUCCAUCGAUUCGGAACUAUUUCGCAUAUUCUAUCAUCGACGGAUCUCAACUGGUUCUGUUCAAAGAAAUCGGAAGAUUUGUCACAGGAUGCGCUUUUGGAUAAGAAUGCAAUAGCAAUAGUGAAAGACCUUCAGAAAUUAAACGGUCUGGACGAUGAUUAUGAUAACGAUUCAGGAUCUGGACCACACAACGUCGGCCGAAGGAAGACAAUACACAAUUUAGAGAAAGCUAGACAGAAGAAACGUAACAUAGGAACACUAGAUGUGGCUUUCAAGAAACGAUUCUUCAAUAUGAAUGCUAAUGAUGGUCCGGGUACCCCAGUUUUAAAUCGUAAAAUGACCUUGAGAAGGGAGACAUUGAAAGCUUUAGAGACCCGUCGUAACUCUGUAAUGGCAGAAAGAAGGAAGUCGCAAAUGCAGACACUUGGCGCUAAUAAUGAAUACGGUGUUACUGGAAUGCUCAAUAAUAACGUUGGACCUCGUCAUAGAGCAUCGAAUGCUAAUAUUUCAGUGAAGGAUGUAUUCUCGGAGCCCAACGGAGGACAGAUCAACAGGGCCUACGAAGCCUCACUCGGGGACGACGAUGACUCAAAUUCCAUGCGACUUCAGCCAAGACAAAACCAAGUUUCAUUCCAAGGGAGGUUUUAACUAAGAGUUGCCAAAACAAUCGUCCCAAGUGAC